Messenger RNA from Cooperia oncophora, 543 nucleotides. The record is from the annotation of a GenBank genome assembly. NCBI's taxonomy places the organism in Eukaryota, Metazoa, Nematoda, Chromadorea, Rhabditida, Trichostrongylidae.
AUGGAAGACCUCACGCCACUUUGUCCUACCAUGGAACCAACAGUUUGGUUUCAUCGGGAGGAGUAUAUGAAGUUCUUCCUGCUUGGCCCACCUCUCCUUCUCAUUACCCCUGACUUCAUCCCUUUUAAGUUCAUCAAAAUGGUACUGAACCAUCUACUCUAUCCCCUUGAGCAUCUCUUCAAUUUGUCUUAUUUGAGGGCAGAGGUACCAGAUCGUUGGAAGCACUCUUUAGUAACACCGGUUCCCAAAAAAGCCCCCUACAAUCGCUGUGAGAAUUACCGCCCAAUUAGUAUUACCUCCAUUUUUGCUAGGGCUUUCGAGAAGAUUUUGAAACGUCGGCUUAUAGCUCAUCUUGAUGAGCACAAUAUCAUUUCUGGCUCUCAACAUGGUUUUCAUAAGGGACGAUCAGUUGAGGCCGCUCUUCUAACUUCCCUCAAUGACUGGACAAUUGCGGUACGUUGGCCUACACCCGAGAGCUAUAAACUGGAUAAGAUUCUUCUAGCAAAACCGUACGUACCAGGUCCGCAGCUUGAUGUACGCUGA